Molecule: messenger RNA, 1732 nt
Organism: Cyclopterus lumpus (lumpfish)
Lineage: Eukaryota; Metazoa; Chordata; Actinopteri; Perciformes; Cyclopteridae
Gene: rbms1b
Product: RNA-binding motif, single-stranded-interacting protein 1
Exons: 3
Coding region: 259-540 (93 amino acids)
Molecular function (GO): RNA binding
Source: RefSeq, a predicted model, not a curated record
CAAUGAAGCCAGUCAAACAAACGGGGCUGGGCAAUCGAAGUUGGGACAAUUUACGGAGGUUUCUGUGGCAGGAUAGUCGACGACAAUAAGGAUGUGUAUACAGCUAAUAUGUAUAUAAUUGUAUUGUGUCCUUCAGCGGAGUAAGGAGCAUAUUCAUGCCCAAUCAUUUUCUACUUAUACAAGGAGUUUUAUGUAUUUCUCUAGACAAUUGUAGCUCCACUGAAGAAAAGAAAACUACCCUCCCGGUUCGAAUUGAGGAUGAUUUUUGCUAAUUCUGGAAACCCACUAAGGACUCCGUAUCGCAAACAGCCACUUGUUGCCCCGUCGUCACACCCCAUGGCGCCGCCCAGCCCGAGCAACCACAGCAGCAGCAGUAGCACUGCGGGCUGGGACCAGCUGAGCAAAACAAACCUCUAUAUCCGAGGCCUGUCCCCUUCAACCACAGACCAUGACCUGGUCAAGCUCUGUCAGCCGUAUGGUAAAAUUGUAUCAACAAAGGCCAUCCUGGACAAGACUACAAACAAAUGUAAAGGUGUGUGAAGUUGAUUUUCUCUUUACAGCACUGCCCUCUUUUCGCUCUCCUCUGAUUAUAUGUGUAGCAAGGAAUUUACCUGGGGGACUUUCAACACCUCAAUUUCCCAAUGUUCUAAAAAAAUUGGUCGACUUCCAAUAUGUCAAAACAUUCAUUCAACAGCCAUGCAGUUGUGUCAGAUGAUCUGGGCAAGUCAGGAAACAGACAGCCAGGCUGCUUGAGGCUGCCUCCCAGCUGAUGUUAUUUUAAGCUUCAGCCCUCAUCUGUCUGUUUGUCACGGCUGUGGGUGCUUCCUGGGAAGAAGUGUCCGACUCCUCCUCUUUCUGCUGAGUGACAGUGUUGGUCUUGAUCCAUUUCUAGUAGACUGACUAUUGCACCAAAGAGUUGCUCACUGAUUCUCCCUGGUGCUGAUGGGAUUAAGAGGAUGUUGUCACUCUCCUCUGGAUUAUACAGAAGCAAGUUAAUGAUGGCCCCCAGGGAAAAGGGACACUGUUAAAUACCUUUUUUAAAGCUCUGACUGAAUUUUGCAUAAAGGCCAAAGAGAUGGUUUAGCAAUAACUCAUUUCAGAAUGAAAAAAGAACUUGGUUGUAAUAGCUAAAAUUGUCUCAAUUUGUAUACUUCCGUUAGUAUACUUUUUAUGUAGUACAAUGUGCACAAUGGCAAAUUGCAACCGGAUGGAGUAAUAGGGACAACAUUUUAAUGUGAAUGUUGUUCGCUCACCUGAUCAUUCUUUUGAAACUUUUCCUUGCUUGUGUGUGCUCCCUGUUUCAUGUGAGGUGGAAAAUACGUCACCGCCCGUGUCGCCAUUUGAAUAGUGCGGUGUUUACCGUAGCAAACGCAACCACUGCAGCUUCCUAAGCUGCCCUUUUUACAAGUUUGGUGGUCUCGCCCUUUCAGCUUUGUAGCUUAGAUGGCAACCACUAAGGGUGAGGAGUGUCCUGCCUUCCACACACAACUUUAUGAUUCUUAUGAGUACACCAUCCGGGUGCAUUUUUACAUACUUGUCAGUGUGAAUGAACUUAUGCACUCAAAUAGCAAGUGUUAGUACGCAAGAACGUAAUUUGAGACGCAGCAUAGGACAAGGAUUCACAUUUAACUUUGAGUACCAAUGUGACUCUGCUGAAGGCGCCCUGACGUUCACCAUAAUUAAGCUUGAAAAGGUUAAAUAUAGCAGCUGCAGUAGAGGUUAGGAACCACAG